Microthlaspi erraticum is the source of this 2769-nucleotide messenger RNA. Lineage: Eukaryota; Viridiplantae; Streptophyta; Magnoliopsida; Brassicales; Brassicaceae. The record is from the annotation of a GenBank genome assembly.
AUGGCUUCUUCACGGAUUCUAAAAGACGCAAAUGGAGACAUCGGUGAGCAUCUUCGUAACCAUAUUCACUUAACCAACUGUAUCCACUUGAAGAACCAUAUGCACAACAACAACAAACAGAGUCCGGUUUUAACAGACCGGUCUCUUCUCAUGAGAGAUCUCGUCGCUCUCCAAAGAUCAAGAUCGCUCAGAGACCCAUCAGCUAGCCCCAAUUCACCUCCUUUGAUCGCCGAUUCCAGAGGAGACCAUCAUAAGGAAGGUAGAAGAAGUAGAAGAAGAAGAACAUCUGUUGAUCAAAACGCGGUUAAGAAAUCAUCUGGUCUUCGGUUCUCUGGUUCGUCUCCGAUUAUGAUGAACUUUGGAACGUCUAAAGUCACUCCUUCUGAUGAAAAGUUUGAAAAGUCGAGUAGGAAGAGUUAUGAUGCUAAUAUUGUCAAGACUCUGUCUGAUCAGUUAAACGAGGUUUUAGGUGAUAGUGAUGAUGAUCUGGCUUCCUGCAAUGUCAGACCGCGCGGUGUUGCACGUAAAAGACGGAAAUUUCGAGGAACUAGGAGAGCGGGAAAGGCCGUUGAUGUUAGAGACAAUGUUGGUGACAAGAGUGAGAUGUCUAUUGCUUCUAACUCAGUGCCUAGACACGAGAAGCAAGCGCAGGAAGACGGAGAACAGAGCAUCAUGAGCAGAGCUGAUCCAAGAAACGGUUGCGGAAUUCCUUUUAACUGGUCGAGAAUUCAUCACCGAGGCAAGACUUUCCUCGAUAUCGCCGGCCGGAGUUUAUCUUGCGGGAUGUCUGAUUCAAAAGGAAAGAAAGGCGAAACCUUUACGCCGAUGCUGUCUGAUUCAAGCUCCUCUGAUCGCAGAAAGGCGUUGCCUUUAUCGGACAGUGAAGCCUGGGAGCAUGAUUACUCUGGAGAAUUGGGUUUAUUCGCAGACGAUCUGCUCAAGAACGGGAAAGAUUCAGACUUUGGGCAUAGAAAUGCUCUGCGGCGGCGGCGGCAUCAAAGCUUCACGCAGAGGUAUGCUCCAAGAACGUUCAAGGAUCUUGUGGGGCAGAGUCUUGUUGUACAAGCUCUUACCAACGCUGUUGCUAAACGGAGAGUGGGGCUUCUUUACGUGUUCCACGGACCGAACGGAACCGGAAAAACCUCGUGCGCUCGGGUUUUCGCUAGAGCUUUGAACUGUCACUCUAUGGAGCAAUCGAAGCCUUGCGGGAGAUGCAGUUCUUGCGUUGAUUAUGAUCAGGGCAAGAACAAGAACAUUCGGGAAAUGGGUCCUGUGAAAAGCUUCGACUUUGAGAGUCUGUCUGAUAAGAUCUCUCAGAAGAAAAGGGAGCAGCAGCAGCACAAUGUGUUCAUCUUCGAUGAUUGCGAUACCAUGUCAACGGAUUGUUGGAAUUCGCUGUCGAAGAUCGUUGACAGAGCACCUCGCCGUGUGGUUUUCGUUCUUGUUUGUUCGAGUCUCGAUGUUUUGCCUCACAUUAUCGUCUCCAGGUGUCAGAAAUUCUUCUUCCCAAAGCUCAAAGACGCAGAUAUCGUCGAUUCUUUGCAAGUGAUUGCGUCGAAGGAAGAGGUUGAUAUCGAGAAAGAUGCUUUAAAGCUUGUUGCUUCGAAAUCAGAUGGUUCUUUGAGAGACGCAGAGAUGACUCUAGAACAGUUGAGCUUGCUCGGAACAAGAAUCUCUGUUCCUUUAGUCCAAGAAAUGGUUGGGUUAAUUUCUGAUGAGAAAUUAGUUGAUCUUCUUGAUCUAGCCUUAUCUGCAGAUACCGUAAACACAGUGAAGAACCUGAGAGUAAUAAUGGAAACCGGCGUAGAACCGUUAGCUCUAAUGUCGCAGCUCGCGACCGUCAUAACCGAUAUCCUCGCCGGAAGCUAUGAUUUCGCUAAAGAUCUACGUAAAAGAAAGUUUUUCCGGCGACAACCACUGUCUAAAGAAGAUAUGGAGAAGCUGAGACAAGCUUUGAAAACGCUAUCAGAAUCAGAAAAACAGUUGAGAGUGUCCAACGACAAACUAACUUGGCUCACUGCUGCAUUGCUUCAGCUAGCUCCUGAUCAACGAUACUUGCUUUCUUCCGCUGAUGCUAGCUUUAACCGUAACGACGCUCACAUUAGCAAGAACCGACCUUCGGUUGAAGAGAUUUGGUUAGCGGUUAUAGAGAAAGUUGAAGCUAACAGUUUAAGAGAGUUUCUUUAUAGAGAAGGGAAGAUCUUUUCGAUUAGUAUUGGUUAUGCUCCUACUGUGCAGUUGAUGUUCAAUUCGGCGUUAGCGGAAUCAACAGCUGAGAGUUUCAAAGAUCACAUUUUGAGAGCGUUUGAGGCGGUUCUUGGAUCUCCGGUGACGUUAGAGAUCAGAACAGAGCCGAAGAAAACAGUUGGAAGAAGUGAGAUCGUUGAAUUAGGUGAUGAUGAGUCUGAGUCUGCAAUGAGUCGAGCUAGAAGGAAACAUUUGGAAGCGAGCCAGAGCCAGUACCAGAACCAUAACCAGAAUCAGAAUCAAAGCAUUGUGAGAGGGAAAGUUUCGUUGGGUCAAGUGAUUCAGCAAGCUGAAGGAAACGGUUGGUCGAAACGCAAAGCUGUGUCGAUUGCAGACAAGCUUGAACAAGAGAAUCUGAGGCUUGAACCUAAAUCAAGAAGCUUGAUAUGUUGGAAACCGUCAAGAAGUACACGCCGCAAGCUAUUGAGAUUGAGGAUGAGAACGAGAAAGGUGCGACUACAUUCCUUGUUGAAGCUCGUCUCUUGUGGGAGAUGUCUAUCAACGAGAUCUCCUCCUAGAUAG